Messenger RNA from Leptopilina heterotoma, 2201 nucleotides. It is a transcript of the gene Ets65A, whose product is annotated as transcriptional regulator ERG homolog. The record is from RefSeq and is a predicted model, not a curated record. Gene Ontology annotation, biological process: regulation of transcription by RNA polymerase II; cell differentiation. The transcript is spliced from 6 exons. Lineage: Eukaryota; Metazoa; Arthropoda; Insecta; Hymenoptera; Figitidae. Gene Ontology annotation, molecular function: DNA-binding transcription factor activity, RNA polymerase II-specific; sequence-specific DNA binding. Bases 655 to 1629 code for a protein of 324 amino acids. Gene Ontology annotation, cellular component: nucleus.
UCUUUCGGAAAGGAGAAAAUGGGGAGUUAAGCAAAGGGAGGUGGAUGACAACUUAGAGAAUAAGUGUGAGAGAGACAUGAAGAUUAUACAUCAUAGAGGAUAGGAAGGGAUACAAAGAUUUAGUCUGUGUUGGCGCAGACUCUGAUACAGCCAAUCGUUGAACCGCGACUACCAACGACGCUACCAAACGUGUAUCCGUCGUCGCAGCUAAGUCCUCCGUUCCACGCGUUAACAAAUUUUAUAAAGAAAAUUUAAUUUUUAAAAUCCUUUAUUAUCAGUGGUUUUCAGACAUUUUUGUCAUUUUCUCGAAUUUAACCUGUUAAAGUGUUGAGCAAAAUCUAUGACUAAGAAUUUAAAUAGAUCUUUUGUAGCUCUUCCGGUGGUUCUAAUAUUUGUUUUCUAACACGACUUAUGAGUAGUUCUCUGUUUCCCGCCUUAAAUUAAAUGCUUCAAAGUGUUCACAUUGGAAGUGGUAGGGACGUCUUUAUUGAAGAAAUCUAUUGCGUUACUUUCAUUUCUUUCUUUUCAUUUUUUUCUCGUUGUAUUACCUGUAUCUCAACACAGGUUUUUAAGUUGGAUCCACGUCAUUAGAAAAUAUAAUAAACAUUUGUGAUAAGAAAAAGGAAAGUCCCUUAUUCACGGGACAUUGUGGUAAUGUACGAUAGUUCUAGCUGUUCCUACACAGCUGCGCUUGACUUAAAAGGAGCAACAGCAAAUGCAGGAAUAGCUACUGGUGUUGCUAUCACAUCUGGUGUUAAACAGGAAAGUUGGUCAUACAGAAGCCUUGCCUGUGGUAGCACAUUUCAACAAUUAAAGCAAAGUGUGGAAAAAGCUAAACAAGCUCUUGCGGAUAGAGGAGGUUAUCUUGCUGGUGCCUUUCCGUCAUCUUCACGAGUUAACUCUUCUUCUAUUUGUUCAGUAACAUCUCUCACUGAUGCCAGCGGUACAUACAAAGGAGGCUGGAGCCACGCUACAUCGCCAGCUCCUGGACAAGGUUACGGAAGUAAUUUAUCAAAGUCAGCACUGGAUUCACACACUCAUCUUAGACAACCUGAUCCUUAUCAAAUGUUCGGUGCGACUAGCAGUCGCCUUGCAAGUUCAGGCUCAGGUCAGAUUCAACUCUGGCAAUUUCUACUUGAACUUUUGUCGGACUCAAGUAACGCUGCAUGUAUCACAUGGGAAGGAACAAAUGGCGAGUUUAAGUUGACAGAUCCCGAUGAAGUUGCACGACGAUGGGGAGAAAGAAAAUCUAAACCUAAUAUGAAUUAUGACAAAUUAUCCAGGGCUUUAAGGUAUUAUUACGACAAAAACAUCAUGACAAAAGUUCACGGGAAGAGGUAUGCGUAUAAGUUCGAUUUUCAAGGCUUGGCUGCUGCUACACAACCAGCCACAGCUGAUCCAGCUGCUUACAAAUAUCAAAGCGAACUGUUUAUGUCUGGAUACGGACACGCAAAGCUCAAUCUAAUGCCGCCACCAGCUGCUUCAGUCUCUGUAUCCGUACCUGGUGGUCUUUUCCAGUCAGCUUCAAGUUACUGGUCUACUAGUCCUGGGGCAAAUCUUUAUGCAGGACACCACACACCGUCAGGUCAUGUACCUCCGCAUCUUGGCUCUUAUCCACAUUAUGCAUGACCCACUGCGGAGCAUUGGGGAUCUUUGGGUACCCCACGUUGAAUACCUUGCCAAGUGUCUCAUCACUGAUAUUCUACGUAUUUGCACAGUAGUACAGCUGCAAUUUACGCAGGUAAUAAAGUACUCUGUGCGCUGUGCCAUACCAUGCCAUUUCUUUAACUUCACUCUAACUGUGUCGUAUGUGUACAUACGAUUGAACUACUGAUGAUAAUAGCGAUCAUCUUUUAUGGUGCAAAACCUUUGUAUAUAGAAAUAUGAUGGAGGUGGAUAUAAAGGAAGGCAAGUCCUUCAUUGUGUAUAGGUGGUAUCUUAAGUACUUUAGAUACAAUUUUACUAUUGAAGACGACUAGGGAUAUUAUGAUAAUAUUGGCAUUACUUAUCAUCACCAAGGAGUAACAAGAAACUGAACUUUAUGACUGAACUAUAGUGGGAACAUUUUCAAAAUCUAUUUGUAGUGAAAAAGCAGUUAAUUUACUGUCUGUAAGUGAACAUAUUAUUGUUUUAUCUCUCAAACUCGAGUGUGAGAGACGUCUUGUAAAAAAAAGCAAGUUAAUAUAUAUGUUAUAAAACAA